AGUGUUUCACCAGAUCCUUCAGAUUGAAUGCCGGAUCUUGUGAGCACAAAAGAAAGAUUCGAUUCACGGGACAACAACCAGAACAACCAACAAGCAAACAAGCAACAACAGUUUAUUUUUUAAAAAGGAAAGGAGCAAUAAGGAAGAGAAGAUGAAGUCAGUUCCAGUUCUACUAAGUGUAUUGAGCAUGUUGGGUAUGCUAAGUGUGGUUGCAGGCCAAGCUAGUGUCCAGUGUCUGCAAGAAAGCAGACAAUUGGAAGAAGAUUCUUUUUUGGACAUGAUCCAAGAUGAUCUGUACAAUCAGUACAAGGCUGAUUUUGACAGCAUUUGUGACUUUACUGGUCUGACUACUCCUGACUGUGGCCUCAAAUUUGAUGGAGACAAUGCUACCUAUGUGGCUGCUUGUGUGGACAAGGGAGGUCAGGUGCUUACAAGACCUGUAGUGCUCAAGUGUGGCUACAGUGUGGCCACCUUCAAUUGGGACCUAGGAGUGGCUCCUACUUGUGUGAGCACUGCUUGCAACAUGUCUGCCAUUCAGCCUCAUGAACUCAAUGACACUAGACUAGAAAAACUACUCACUGAUCUAUCCAUUACUGGAUGUUCUGCAGACCUAUCUGCUGCCAAUCUAAACCAUGGGUAUGGUAAGAUGAUGGUGGGAAUCAUGGCACUUACCACACUUGUUGGGAUUUUCAUCUAAGAGGUAAACACAACGCAACAACAACCAACAAAGAUUGCAUUCCUUUUAUUUAAAAAUAGCAAGAACAGAAGAUACAUUUAUUGCUUCAUUUCAAUUUACAUCUAUCUUUUACUUAGCCAAAAAUGGAUUGCGU
Molecule: messenger RNA, 830 nt
Organism: Seminavis robusta
Lineage: Eukaryota; Bacillariophyta; Bacillariophyceae; Naviculales; Naviculaceae
Source: the annotation of a GenBank genome assembly